AGAAUACUAUUGAGCCUGUGUGGAAGUGUACAAUUUCGGUGGCUUACACGGCGAGCGGGUAAAGCAGCAUUACUCACACCACCCAACAAGACGUAUCCAGGCAGACUUGACUUCUCGUUUACCUCGCACGGUGAACUCCUCUCACCUCUCCUCACACGCGGCACGUUAAAAGAGGUUUAUUUUGUCAGCGCGGGUCACUUUUAACAAGACGAGACGAGCACGUGACCUCAGGGAGACGCUCAGAUCGUCUGUGUAACAUCCGUCUGGAAGUCUAGAACCACGUCUGAACACGUGGUGACGAGUGAUAUGGGUUCAACAUGUGAGCGUCGACUCGGAUUCUUCUCGGAUGUCUGCGGAUGUGCGAAAUAUCUGGACGUCUAGCCAGAGACAUCAAAGACGGGUUCAGAAUCUGGUAUUGAAUAUUGAGUCCAUAUUUUUUGUCUUCCAAUCUUGGAACAAUGGGCGUCCUGAUGACAGGUUGAUGACCAAAGCUGGUAGUGAAUGACGACAGGAUGGGACUCAUUUUUAUUGUAUCGUCUGUAUUUUCUUGUACAUUUUUAUUGUUAAAAUAUGAAUCCUGCAGUGUGUUGCAUCCGUUUACACUUCAUACUCAUCACUGUACAUAUAAACAUCAAAUAAAUACAUAACUUGUGUUGUAAAAUUUCUCAUUUUCAACAAUAUCUGAUAUUUUUGACAGGAAGUUGGGCCAUCUUCAACCUCUUUGUGGCUCACCCUGACUCUACCUUAAGCCCAAAAACACGAUCCCAUCUUAACUCUGACUGAGUGUUUGUUUACAGUGACAAAAAACAACGUCUCCAGCAAGGGAAGACAUCACGAGUCACAAACAUGGCCGGACCAGAUGUGACAAAAAAUAUCCUUUCCUUGUCAACUCAUCCUCAGUCAUGUCUGCGGCGAGCAAAACUGGUAUUUUUAAGCCAAAAAAAUGAUGUUUUCUGAAUGUUAACCAAGUUGUUUUUGUGCCUAAACCUCGAGUCAGGACAUCUGCAGCUGUUUGCUGUGACGAAAAACAAAUAUUUUAAGUGGUUUUGUGCCUAAAGGGUGAAAAUUGAAUCAAAAAAACAAACAAACAAACAAAAAAAAAACGCAGUUGCCAGCAUUUAUUUUGGUGAUUCAGUUGGUUGGUUUGAACUUUUCCGGGAUUAUACUGCCUCUGUGGCAUUAAAAAUAUAUUACAAACACUUAAAAUCUUUAUUAUAGACAUUACAAACAGCAUAUUUAUUAAUACAGCCUCUGCAGGAACACUGCAGCAGCACUAUGGUGAUAUUAGGCGUGAUGAGUUUAAUGUAAACUCAUGAUUAAAGCAUACUGUGGGUGUUUCUGUGGGGAUCUAUCUUUCCUAUAGUCUAAUGCCUCAUCCUCUACCCCUGUAAUUAUAAUUAAAUAUUUAUACAGUGGAACAACACGGCAGCCUAUUAAUACUGUUUCCAGCUCCUGUGUGAGAGCACAUGAUGUUUACACCACGGCUUCUCCUCUCAGACUAGCCUUUUAGACCUUCUUCCAAAUCUAAUAUACCCAUCCAUAAAUAGCUCACCUAUCGAGCCCAUAUUUGGAGUGAGCGACGUGGCGCCGGGGCCAAUGGCGCUCCUCCAAUCUGCCUAACCCCGCCCCCCUCCGCCGCUCAAACAGCUCCCCGACCGCCCAUCCGCCUUAAAACGACGAGCCGGGGCUCUGAUUGACAAACCCAAACGACGCCCCUUCGUUUAGUAGGCCCCUCCCCUCCUCUGGCUCCCCUAUCAGUGUCUAGUUUGGCAACACGGAUACGCAUGGAGCCUCCAUCACCUCCAGUCUCUUCCUUUACGCACCGCGUCCGAUAAUGCGCGCAGGCACAGGGACUCUACUCGCCGCAUUCCCAGCAGCCGCCGCACUUCGCAGUUAACCUCCUUCUUCGGGACUAAUAUGACAGGAGUGGAUGUAGAGGUGUGACACAGCCAAGGCAGGAGGCACAAAAUCUCGCGUGGAUCGUUCUUGUUUUCCCAUCAACCCCGAGCGUCUCAGCAUGGAUGUCUUGGCGAACCACAGUAUCUUUCAGGAACUUCAGCUCGUCCACGACACCGGCUACUUCUCCGCCAUGCCCUCGCUGGAGGAAAACUGGCAGCAGACCUGCCUUGAAUUGGAGCGUUAUCUGCAGACGGAGCCCAAGCGUCUGUCAGAGCUCUUCGAUCAAGACUUGGAUGGCCUCUUAACUCCGGCCUACCUGAAGGAGGACGGCGAGGAAGAGCUAACAGACACCUUGCUCCCCAGCCUGCCCAGCCUCCCCGAGCCCCCGAGCCCACCUCCAGUGAUCCUCUGCCCAACACGGAAGAAUUUCCCCUCCACUGGUGUAAUGAAAAGAGACCUCAAACCUAAGGGCCAGGGGCUGGAAAACGUAGAAGGGAUGGAAGGAGUCCACCAGGCCCAGCUGAGCGCCGUCACCUCCCUGACGCCCCCAUCGUCGCCAGAACUGGGCCGCCACCUCGUCAAACCCAACCAGACUCUGACGGCCUCGGCUGACGGGACGCUCACGCUGAAGCUGGUGGCCAGGAAGGUGGGGCUCAGCGCGGCCCGGCUGGUGGCGGCGCACGCGCUCCCGGUCCGAAUGAAGGACGAAGAGGAGGGGGCUGCUUGUGUGAUCGGGGUCGGGGAGCUACCGGAGAACAAGAAGAGGAUCCAUCGCUGUCAAUUCAACGGGUGCAGGAAGGUGUACACCAAGAGCUCCCAUUUAAAGGCCCAUCAGAGGACACACACAGGUGAGAAGCCGUACAAGUGCUCGUGGGAGGGCUGCGAGUGGCGAUUCGCCCGGAGCGACGAGCUGACGAGGCACUACCGCAAACACACCGGCGCCAAGCCUUUUAAGUGCAACCACUGUGACAGGUGUUUCUCGCGGUCGGAUCACUUGGCGCUACACAUGAAGAGGCACAUCUGAGGAAUCCGAGAGAGGUCAGCGGGAGUGGAAGAGAGGGGAAGGGGAUGGAGGCGGAGUUGGGGAAGAAGGAGAGGGAGAAUCAUCUGCAGCGAAAGUAACACCGUGGAUGUUGAUGAAAACACCGGGUUUAGCCGUUCUGGACUGGACAGAGGCGCCCUGACUACAGACAGAAACACAAGCGAGGCAGACAGACAAUCUGCGCUCAACCAGUUGGUCCGUGAUUCCACAGCGAUGCGUCGUCGCCUCGCAAACGUCCCCCGGUGUUGAUACAACCGUCCCAGCCUUCGUAUGUGUCUCACGCCACGAACGGUGGACCACGCGCCUGUAGUUGGCAGCUCUUUGUUGUAAUCGUCCUCGGUGAAACGCUUCCAAAAUGUCAGCCCUGUUCAUGCAGCAGUGCUCCAUGUACCAGCGAGCUCACCAAAACUGGACCAGUUGUACAGUCACUUGUAAGCAACAGCGAGGACCGCUGUUUGUAUAUUCGAGAUUCCCUCUUGUACCUCGAGCUGAGGAGAACAGUUCCGGCAGUAGCUAAACAAGCGUCAUGUCACAGGGUAAGCAAGCAAGAAAGCUGGCUUUCUCUCCCUCCCCCUUUUACAACUCGCCAAAGGACGGGUAGUAAUUUGACAAUUCUUCAUGUGACCCCUGUCACAUCUGCCAACUGGAUCCAUUUAUAAAUCCUUCUGGUUCGGAGCACUUGUUUGAACGGAGCUAAAGAUUGGAUUUCCAGAACACUUGAAGAUGUGCGGCGAGGGCUGAUUGAGGUCAUCCAGAGGACUGGCUUGCAUCAUGAACAUCAUCCACUGGACGAGGCUAACGAAUCUUCUCUGGGAAAGACUGAUCAUCUCCUAGAACGUCAGCUGAAACCGAGCCUCUCAUGCGACGCUCGAUUGGCUCCCACGAGUGCUCCCCCUCUUUCCGGGAUCUUGGCUCUUGCAAGUUGCCGUCAGGAACUGUUGCACAAUUGACUCUUUGCAAACUUUUUGUAAAAAAAAACCCCAAACUAAUAAAAAAACAACAAAAAAACACCCCACCGUCUUGAACUGGGAGACCAAAAGCUGGCUUGCGGAUGGACAGCCACAUGCACAAGUCGAAGCAGCUAGCUGACUGCGAUAUAGCACACGAACAAGAUCACUCUGUAUCAUAAAGGCUAUAUUGUUUCUAAGAAAAGAUUCUCCUAUUUGUUCAAAACAGACGAUUGAAAAAAAAAAGACCAUUUUGAAGAACACAUUGGAAAUGGAUGCAGCCAAAAAAACACAAAACAAAAAACACAAGUGUCUACUGCAGAUGCCUGAAAUGAUCUCUUUGGCCUUUGAGAGUGAUUGGCACCUAACGAGCCACUGGGUUGACGAAGGGUUCGUCCCGUUCACACCGCCCACGCAGAUCUCUUCCAAUUUAGCAGCUCUCAGAGAAAAGCGGCAUUCAACAGCUCUCCUAAUCGGGCCCUAUGCAUAUCCAAGAACAUUUCCUGCGGACUUCCUCCACCACACCGGUGUGUCUGAAUGCAGAUUUCUGCCCUGCGGGACACGGAAGGACUUGUAGGGAAGGACACGUGACACAAAUUCAAUCAAUUGGGUGGCUCUGAUCGGAGCAAAUCAAUGUGAAUGUAUCUGUUGUAAGUCUGUACAUGUUGCUGGGCCCAUGAAACACUUGAGUGUGGUUGGUACGAUCAUACCAGACACCGUUUGUGUUCAUACAGUAGUUUCUCUUUUUCCACACUUAGAAAUGAAUGGUUGGACUUGGAAUAACUAGGUAGUCGCGGCUGGUAGCGUUUUGUCAUUUUAGUAGUCGUACCGGACCGGCGGGGAGGUCAUGAGCGCAGGCUUCCAGUGGGUGGCUGAAAUGGGUUAGAGGAGGAAUAGAUCUGCUCGGUCAGCAAUGAUAACUGCCCCAUCAGCUCAUGAAACUGCAGCGGAGUGAAACCUACACACACACCAGACACAUGGAUACACUCCUGGAAAAAAAAAAAAAACGGGAGUUAACAUUCGUCCUUGGCUGAUCCGCCCUCUCGUCCGACAGAACAAAAACCGCAAAAUCUUGUCGUUGCGCUUAAGCGUCGCGUCUUUAAUCUGCAAACGGGAAAAAUGGAGUUUGGAUCGACAGCUCAGCUCAAGCGCACACAAAUCAAACAGGCAGCUUGGACAAAAGUAGAUUGUCAAGAUUCUCAAGAACUCGACUGGGAACAACUAUGUCAAGGUGUUUAUUCUUUAUUUUACAGGACUUUUAAUACUUUGAGGCAAAGUGAGGCACACAGCAGUCUGCUAUUUUUUUUUUUUUUUUUUGGCAAGGGAGACAGUAAAUUGAUUUCACUCUGUAUACCAGAGGCGCAUUUCAAUUUCGGGUAUGAAUGCGGCCCAGCUCAAUCAUAUCUAGACAUGAUCUGUCUGCGGCUGUGGAAGUAGAAGCCGUAUCGCUUCCUGCUCCGCAUAAAUAUUGAGCUCUUUCUGCCUAAAUGUGCAAACAAGCCAGACUCUCUUUUAUACUGAGCGUCUACGUGUAGAUGACAGGCCCUGGCUUGCGAAAAGACAGGAGGGAGUGACUACCAGAGCUGCAACGAUUAGUCGAUGAAUUAAUUAGUUGACAGAAAGAAAAUGAAUCGCCAGUGUUUUGGAUUUUGGACUGUUUGCUUGGACAAAAGAACCAGUAACACUUUCUUUCACAGGCUGUUAUUGUGUAGUAAUGUGAAGAAUUUGCAAAGAAAUAUCAAAAUCUGAAAUCAGUUAAAUCAACAUGACUUGAAUAUAUUGUAGUGGUAGAAUUACUGUUAAGUACUGGGCGAUUACAAAGUAGAUUAACAGUCUAAAGAAGAGCAACCCUAACUGUAAAAUGUGGUUGGAUGGAAACCAAGCUGCAUAAUACUCGUUGCUACGUUUUUAGCAUUUGUGUCCUUUAUUGCAUCAUAAAGACAGUUUCUUUGCAGAUGAUGCCACGCGUUUAAAUACGUGUGUUCACAUAUUUAAACCAACCACUGCCUGUAAAGUGUUCUUUGGAACAUAUUGGUCAUUUUGACAUAAUAAUAGGAGCUGUAAUUAAUUUCCUGUGGCCUGCUUGGUAACCCAUUUGGAUGACAUAUGUAAAUAUUGCCUAGAUACUAAAUUAAAACAGGAUUGGUACAAUUAAAUGUUACUGUCGCCUGUAAAGUUUAACACUCACUAUUAUAGGAACAUCAAUGUAAUUUCCAUUUGAUGGAGAAUGAACCUUUACAUUAGAGUACAGUGUUACCUUGAAAUGUAAAUUACAGAUACAUUAUGUUUAUUGUGAAUUGACUGCUGUUUAUUCAGUGCAGCAGUAAUGUUGACACACUGACCAAAACAACUUGCCAUUAACAAUUAUUACUAUAAUUUCACAGUAAAUUUCCGGCUAAAAAUUGCAGUAAAUUCACAGUAGUACUCAGUAAUUAUUGUGCAGUAAUGUAUUAUGUUUCUGCUGAACCAGGCACAGCUUUUAAAGCAUUUAAAUGUAAAGUUACAAUAUGAUAUUGUAAUAAUCAUCACAACAACUUACAGAAACAUGACAGCAAUUUACUGUGACACAACAAUACUGUACAACUACAACUCACCAGCCAGUAAAUUACUGUACAUUUACAGUAACUAUUUUUACAGCAACGUAUUGACCAGUAUUUCUCUGUAGAUUUAGAGCAUAAAUACAAAUAUUGUAAUUGAUCAUCUUUAUUGUGAAUUCACAGUAGAUUAGAUACAUUUGAAUACCUUAUCUGCAAAAUGGUAUAUAGACAAAAAUACAAUGCAAAAUACAUACAAUUGUGAAUAAAACUUCAUAUCAACACCUAAAAAUAGGACUUAGAGCAUAUAAUUAAUAUGCUCUAAGUCUCAUGUUAUAUAUAUUUAACAAUUUGAACAUUAACGAGCUACAUGAUGGUAUAUUAGCCAUCAUGUGUUUAUUGCCAGCAGUGCAGUUAGAUGAGGGACACAAAUGCUAAAAACUUUGUAGCCACUAAAAUACAGUGUUCGCUUAAUACCAACCAGUUCUGCAGUAAUUCUACCCAGUACUCUACGGUAAUUUCCAGUAAUCCUACUCCUACAGCCUGUCAUAGUCGUGAUUUAACUGAUUUAACUUUCUGUCAUUUCUUGACAUUAACAUGUAAUAAUCGGCCUGUAAACUCACAUCACAUUGGGCUCUGGGAAACUGAGAAUGUUUUGACACUUUAUAGACUAAUCAGUAGAUUGCAGAUACAUUCGAUAAUGAAAAGAAUCAUUACUUGCAGCCCUGGUAACACAAUAACAAUCCAACUGAUACAAGUUUGAACAGAAAUUCAUCCAUUUUGCAGCAUUUUCAACACAACCACUCCUUUGUUUUUUUGUGUUUGUCGGCUUUAAAAUUCACAGUUUCUAAAAAAAAAACAUUCGUGAUUCAGCUAGUCGAAGAUCUAAAAGAAAAAACCCCAGUUCAGAUGGGAAUGUCAGCGCAGGUUAAGCAGGUGUGGUGUUUUUCCCUGCUUAUGGAUCAGUGUGGAAGAUAAAAAUGAAGAAUAGCAGUUUAACCCACGGGGUUACAAACUGCAUCAUCAAUGGCAGCUCUACUCGUGUGUUUAAGUAUUUCAACGGGGCACUCUCCUGUUUUAACUGAAUGGUUGCGAAUGUGUGGGAAUGUGCAGCUCGAGAGUGUUUAUUUUAUUUUUAUUUUUUUUCAUUUUGUCCUUUUUCUUUUUUUCCGUUCAUGUUCUGCGCCGAUCGGACUGAAACACUUGAACGUGUUGCCGUUCCUUUCACGAUUCGAUCGAGACUUUUGAGGAGCCGAGACGUGGAGCUAAUUCAAAUGACAGGAAAAUUUGGACCCGACAUAAACAAAUGUUUCCUCCCCGCGUGUUUGCCCGGGAGCCUCGAUUUUGAAAAAAAGAAAACAAACAAAAAAAAAAAUGUGAAUGUGUUUUCGCUGGGAAAAAAAAAAAAAAAAAAGGUUUGUUUCAUGUCGUCUCUCUGAGGAUGCGGUUCAGUUCUGUGUCAUCUUAAAUGAAUGAUUGUCAAUUCUG
Messenger RNA from Acanthopagrus latus (yellowfin seabream), 7910 nucleotides. It is a transcript of the gene klf7a, whose product is annotated as Kruppel-like factor 7a. The record is from RefSeq and is a predicted model, not a curated record. Gene Ontology annotation, molecular function: RNA polymerase II cis-regulatory region sequence-specific DNA binding; DNA-binding transcription factor activity, RNA polymerase II-specific. NCBI's taxonomy places the organism in Eukaryota, Metazoa, Chordata, Actinopteri, Spariformes, Sparidae. The transcript has 4 exons. The coding region runs from base 2018 to 2923 and encodes 301 amino acids. Gene Ontology annotation, biological process: regulation of transcription by RNA polymerase II.